Molecule: messenger RNA, 1446 nt
Organism: Microthlaspi erraticum
Lineage: Eukaryota; Viridiplantae; Streptophyta; Magnoliopsida; Brassicales; Brassicaceae
Source: the annotation of a GenBank genome assembly
AUGAGUCGUUACGCUUACGCUACGCCAGUUUUGGUAUCAGAGACAGCACGUUCUUGGCGUGUUUUUUUUUCCUUGAUUCAGAGAUGGCUCCUAAGCGCAACACCCAACAUACCAAACGAAGCACCGACCAAUGAGUGGGCAGAGCUUCGUCGUACUCUUAUGGAUAUGCAGGCGAAUAUCCAGGCUACGAUCACUAAUUCCAUCCAAGAGUUGGCUGAAACGAUGUUGCAGAACAAUCAGUCAAGGCAAGGUUUGGAUUCUGAUUCUGAUGAAACACUCGACAACCCUUUUGCAGGAGGCAAGGACCAACGUCGUCAGCUUCAGGAAGAUCUUCGUGAGGAAGAUGGAAACACAGGUGACCGAAACUGGGAAUUAGGGUUCAAAGUGGAGAUUCCCGAGUUUCAUGGAGGUGCUCGCGGAGACGAACUUUUGGAUUGGCUUGUCGCCGUCGACGAGGCCAUGGAAUUCAAACAAGUUCCCGAUCAUCGUAAAGUACCAGUAGUUGCAACCAAAUUCCGCGGACGCGCAGCUUCAUGGUGGUUACAACUAAAGGCUACUCGAGCCCGCACUGGUAAAAGCAAGAUUAAGACAUGGGAGAAACUACAUAAGCAGCUCCGUCUCUCAUUUUUACCGCAGAAUUACGACCGUACGAUGUAUACCAGGUUGCAAAACUUGCGUCAAGGAUCUCGCACAGUAGACGACUACGCUGACGAGUUUUCUCUCUUGAUUACAAGUAACGAGAUCUUCGAUAGCGAAAUUCAGUUGGUGUCACGUUUUAUUGGAGGACUACGACCUCAAAUACAGAAUGCUUUAAUGCAAUUUGAUCCAAUGACGAUCGCAGAAGCUCAAUCGAGGGCUAUCGCGUUUGAGCAGCAAUUCAAGUCUAACUCGUCUUGGAGCUCUACUUCUCGUAAUCGGCCGACUAUUACGGAUGGAGGAGCCACAAUUCCUAACAUGUGUGAGAGUGAAGACACAGGAGGUGGACGAUUAGCCACAACGAAUCCUUCGAGUGACUCUCAGCAGUUACGCAGAUCCACUAAAUCAAACGUUUUACGAUGUUUUUCUUGUGGAGAAGCUGGCCACAUUCAAACCGCUUGUCCCACAAAGACUCGACGCGGUUUGUUUACCGAUGAGGUUAAGUGGGAUGAUGAAGGUGAAGAAGGUGAGACCCCCGAAGACGACGUACUUGCCUUUCCCGAAACUAGAACAAGUGGUGAUCAGGGAACUAUGUUGGUCGCGCGUUCUUGUUUCUCUCCGGUAGCAAGUGAAGACCCCUAUCUCCGCACCAAUAUUUUUCAGUCUACUUGCACAAUAAAGAGCAAAGUUUGUCAAGUAGUGAUUGAUUCAGGGAGUUCUCAAAACGUAGUUUCUGAGGAAGCUUGUCGGAAGUUGGGAUUGCGGCGUGAAAAUCAUCCCCGUUUAUACGUGGUUGAACAAGGCGGUUGA